GGCACUAUUCAUGUGUUUAUUAAUUAUUAUUGAAAUUUAUUUUAAAUUGUGCCUGUUAAUUGCCCAUCAACAUCAAAAUACUAUGCUGUGUGAAUCAUGUCUAGACAUUAUGCAUUCGCCAUAAUGUAUGUCAUCGUCAUUAUAAGAACAGUUUGUAGUGACUGUCGAACACCCGCAUUGUCCUGUAUUAAUGGGAAUUGUCAUCUUUCUGGACCCACGUACAGAUGUGCAUGUUGGAGGGGAUAUAGCGGAAGAAGAUGUGAGAGGACGUGUUCCCAAUCUUGCUUGUAUGGUGAAUGUGGUCCGUCCCAGACGUGUCAGUGUCAGUGCUAUCCUGGUUUCACUGGAAGCGACUGUGCAGUAGCAAUCAAUUAUUGCAAUCCUGACCCGUGUAUCAAUGGAGAAUGUAUCAAUGAACAUGGUGCAUACAGAUGUCUUUGUUACCCAGGCUAUAGUGGACCAGAAUGCCAAGUUGAAUCUAGGUGUCUUUCAUUCCCAUGUAUGAAUAAUGGACAAUGCACUGGCGGAGAAGGUAGUAGAGACUAUAGCUGUAUAUGCCCACCAGGCUUCACAGGGAAGAAUUGUGAAUUAGAAUUGAAUAUGAUACCGUGUCUCCGCGAAGCAGAUUCUGAAACUGGCGACUCCCCAUGUGGACAAAAUGGAGUUUGUAUAAACCACGUGACACGCUAUGACUGCGCAUGUCACACCGGAUAUGAAGGUGCACCUUGUAGAGAUAUUGAUGAAUGUCUCAGUAAUCCUUGCAGGCAUGGCGGAAGUUGUUACAAUUGGAAAAACUAUUAUGUUUGUAGCUGUCCAUCCGAAUAUACUGGCUAUAAUUGCGAAUAUGGUACGUAA
Owenia fusiformis is the source of this 855-nucleotide messenger RNA. NCBI's taxonomy places the organism in Eukaryota, Metazoa, Annelida, Polychaeta, Sabellida, Oweniidae. The record is from the annotation of a GenBank genome assembly.